Molecule: messenger RNA, 3447 nt
Organism: Phacochoerus africanus (Common warthog)
Lineage: Eukaryota; Metazoa; Chordata; Mammalia; Artiodactyla; Suidae
Product: toll-like receptor 6
Exons: 3
Coding region: 872-3286 (804 amino acids)
Biological process (GO): cellular response to diacyl bacterial lipopeptide; immune response; inflammatory response
Cellular component (GO): Toll-like receptor 1-Toll-like receptor 2 protein complex; membrane; Toll-like receptor 2-Toll-like receptor 6 protein complex
Molecular function (GO): Toll-like receptor 2 binding; transmembrane signaling receptor activity; lipopeptide binding
Source: RefSeq, a predicted model, not a curated record
UCCUUCCGUUCUUAUUUCUUUGCCUGCCUCAUCAUUCUUUUGCUUAAAGCAAAUGUUUUGAAUAUUAUAAGGUGGUAACACUGAAAACAUUAGAAUGGGAUAACUCAGAUUCUACCCUCUCCCAGGGUUUGUUGUCGCUGCUAGCUAUGGGGUGUGGUUAUUUAGUGAUGUUGCUAAAUUAUAUUUGUAAAGACUGUAUUCCUUCUUAGAAGUGGCCGUUGGAUUCUCUGUUCCAUUGGCUUAGUGGUCAGCUAGUGAUUUGACAGGGAUUUCCUUAAACACCUGGAGAAAAAAAACAAAACAAAACAAAAAACAACCUGCUCUUUGCAGACCGGUUCUGUGUGGAAGCACUUCCUCAGUGCUUAUCCAGGCCAUUUACAACUCUGCCUUAGCCUUUAUUUUCUGCUUGCACAGAGCCUAAAAGUCAAGCAGAGUGAAAGUUUAGGAUUUUCUCAGGUCUUCUCUGCAUGCGUCGAGCCCUGGGCAUGUGUGUGAUCUUCUAGAUUGUCUGGUAUACAUGGAGCUUUCCAAAAGCUUUUUUUCUCUAAUGUGCCUCUUUUUCCAGCCUCUUCCUUCUCUGGCUCUUUGGUGUGUCUGCUGCCUGCCCCAUCUGUUACCCCUUGCUCCAAGUGACCAUGGCUGGUAUACAUGCCUUUAAAGGCUUUUGAAACACUGCCCAGGAGGCUGCUCCAGCUCUGAGAAAGUUCUGAGUUGGAUGAAACAAAGGCAAGCCCCUUGAGUGAUCCCCCAGAGAGCCGCCAAGCCGGUUAGCAACACACAACCACAGUUCUUUGCUAACAAGAAUUUGGAUGCAUAGCAAGAUGUUCUGAAGAACAGCAGCAACCCUCUGGGGGAUGGUAACUUCAACAUCAUGAGCAAAGACAAAGAACCUACUGUCAUAAGCCUUCAUUCUGUGUAUGUCAUGACCUUAGUAUGGGGAACCCUAAUCCAGUUCUCUGAAGAAAGUGAAUUUGUGGUAGACAAGUCAAAAAUAGGCCUUACUCGUGUUCCAAAAGACCUGCCACCCCAAACCAAAGUCUUAGAUGUGUCUCAAAACUACAUAACUGAGCUUCACCUCUCUGACAUCAGCUUUCUCUCGCAGCUGACGGUUUUGAGACUUUCCCAGAAUAGGAUGCAGUGCCUUGAUAUCAGUGUUUUCAAGUUCAAUCAGGAUUUGGAAUAUUUGGAUUUAUCUCACAAUCAGUUGCAGACAAUCUUGUGCCAUCCCAUCGCCAGCCUCAAGCAUUUGGACCUCUCAUUCAAUGACUUUGAAGCCCUGCCCAUCUGUAAGGAGUUUGGCAACUUGACGCAACUGAAUUUCUUGGGAUUAAGUGCUACAAAGUUACAACAACUAGAUCUACUACCAAUUGCUCACUUGCAUCUAAGUUGCAUCCUUCUGGAUUUGGAACAUUAUUACGUGAAAGAAAAUGAGAAAGAAAGUCUUCAAAUUCUGAACACAAAGAAACUUCACCUCGUCUUUCAUCCCAAUAGCUUCUUCUCUGUCCAAGUAAACAUAUCGGUUAAGAGUGUAGGGUGUUUACAACUGGCUAAUAUUAAACUGAGUGAUGACAACUGUCAGGUUUUCAUUACAUUUUUAUUGGAACUCACUCAAGGGCCAACCUUACUAAAUUUUACGCUCAACCAUGUGGAAACAACUUGGAAAUGUUUGGUUGGAGUUUUUCAAUUCCUUUGGCCCAAACCUGUAGAAUAUCUCAGUAUUUACAAUUUAACAAUAGUUGAGAGCAUUGAUGAAGAAGAUUUUAUUUAUUAUGAAACGACAUUGAAAGGACUGAAAAUAGAACACAUUACAAAGAGAGUUUUUAUUUUUUCACAGACAGCAUUAUACAAAGUGUUUUCCGAUAUGAAUAUCAGGAUGUUAACCAUAGCAGACACACAUUUUAUACACAUGCUUUGUCCUCAGGUACCAAGCACAUUUAAGUUUUUGAACUUUACCCAGAAUGUUUUCACAGAUAGUGUUUUUCAAAAUUGCAAAACUUUAGCCAGAUUAGAGACACUUAUCUUACAAAGGAAUAAAUUAGAAGACCUUUUCGAAAUAAGCCUCAUGACUAAGGAUAUGCUAUCUUUGGAAAUACUGGAUGUUAGCUCGAAUUCUUUGGAGUAUGAUAGACAUGGUGAAAAUUGCACUUGGGUUGGGAGUAUAGUGGUGUUAAAUUUAUCUUCAAAUAUACUCACUGACUCUGUUUUCAGAUGUUUACCUCCCAGGGUCAAGGUUCUUGAUCUUCACAAUAACAGAAUAAGGAGCAUCCCUGAGGAUGUCACCCAUCUGGAAGCUCUGCAAGAACUCAAUGUUGCUUCCAAUUCUUUAGCUCACCUGCCUGGAUGUGGUUCCUUUAGCAGCCUUUCCAUUCUGAUCAUUGACUAUAAUUCCAUUUCCAACCCAUCAGCUGACUUCUUCCAGAGCUGCCAGAAGAUUAGGUCCCUCAAAGCAGGGAACAAUCCAUUCCAAUGUACAUGUGAGCUAAGAGACUUCAUCCUUGAGCUAAAAGACUUCAUCCAAAGUCUAGGUCAAGUAUCGAGUGACGUGGUAGAGGGUUGGCCUGAUUCUUACAAGUGUGAGUAUCCAGAAAGCUAUAAGGGGACUCUGCUCAAGGACUUCCGUGUAUCUGAAUUAUCCUGCAACACAGCUCUGCUGAUUGUCACCAUCGGAGUCACUGGGCUGGCAUUGGCUCUUACCAUGACCGGCCUCUGUGUCUACUUUGAUCUGCCCUGGUAUCUCAGGAUGCUGUGUCAGUGGACCCAGACUCGGCGCAGGGCUAGGAAUGUACCCUUAGAAGAACUCCAAAGAACUCUCCAGUUCCAUGCCUUCAUUUCAUAUAGUGAACAUGAUUCUGCCUGGGUAAAGAAUGAACUGGUACCUUGUCUAGAAAAAGAAGGUAUAAAGAUUUGUCUCCAUGAGAGAAACUUUGUUCCUGGCAAGAGCAUCAUGGAAAAUAUCAUAAACUGCAUUGAGAAAAGCUACAAGUCCAUCUUUGUUUUGUCUCCCAACUUUGUCCAGAGCGAGUGGUGCCACUAUGAACUCUACUUUGCCCACCACAACCUCUUCCAUGAAGGGUCUGAUAACUUAAUCCUGAUCUUGCUGGAUUCCAUUCCACAGUAUUCCAUCCCCAGCAGCUAUCACAAACUCAAAGCUCUCAUGGCACAGCGAACUUAUUUGGAAUGGCCCAAGGAGAAGAGCAAACAUGGACUUUUUUGGGCUAAUCUGAGAGCAUCCAUUAAUAUUAAAUUGAUGGAGAAAGCAGAAGAAAUAAGUUACACACAGAUCUAAAAAUAUUCCUCUGCUGCUUUUGGAAGCCUCAACAAUGACUUUAUCUUGCAUCAACACAGACAUAAACAUGAUUUUUGAAUUGAGGAUGUAGAUAAAAAUGUAUACAUCCUUUUGGGUCCCAGGUCCCCAUGUAUACAUGGUAAUAAAAGUUGAUGAAGUGA